AUGGCUCCCGCGCUCACAGUCGACACGCCCGCGUCUGCUCCACUGGCCGAGUUCUUCUGGAUAGCCGGCGUCGACGGCUCAGAGAUCCUGGACAUAUACUCGAAGCUCGGGGAGGAGUACAAGGCGUCCCGGUCGCCUGCGCCGCCGGUCACAGAUACCAUCGAGGAGGACGCAGACGCAGAGGUCGAGGAGGAGAGCCUGUCGACAGGCACCUCGCCGGCCGUCUCGAACAGAAACUCCGUCCAGUUCCCCAAGACCGCCGACGAGGCGCGGCUCUCCUUCCGAUCCUCGACCUUUGAGCCGGCUUCCUCGAGCGCCGCAGAGCCCCAUAGCAACAGGAGCAGUCUGACCAUCAAAGCUGCUUCCAGCACGAACGGAAACAGCACGGGGAGCUCGUUUCUCAGCGAGGCUGACUUCGACGACGCCCUUCGCAAGUUCGCCUCCGAGCGAGACUCCUUCUUGACGGACCUGACUCUCAGUGCCGGGGCCGUUGUGCCAAACAGACCCAAGCCUCGACCGAGGACACAGAAGAUCGUCGCCGAAGAUGUCAAUUCGUUAAAGUCCAGCAUUGGGACCGUCCGAAGGCACAUGUCCUUUAGAGACAUGAGCAGCAUGAAAAGACAGCCCUCCAUUGCACGGCAAUCUUCGGUUCGAACAUCCAGACGCCUAAGCAACUACAAUUCAGUCAUUCCAGUACCCCAGCCGCUCGAGAUGCCUGCAAACAUGCACCCGCUGAAACGGAAAUUCGAACCAGUCCUUCUCGACAGAUACCCACCCAAGGGUGCCCCCAACGAAAACCAACGGAGAGGGAAGUUCCCAGACUACAUCCCCAUGUUCGCCUUCCCCAACGACAUAAACAUCGUCUCUUCUGACCAGCGGCCGAGGUCAACCUGGCAUGGCUUUGCAAUGACCGGUGGUGAUGGGUCUAAGCUCCACGGGGUCUGUGUGACCGUGUGGAUUCCCUUGAACCAUAAUGCCGCAGACGAGCUGGAGAAGAGAUGCGAGGAAUGGAGAAGAGAUAACAUGACUAACGAGGAGAGAGAGCUCGCCGCCAGCCUAGGCGAACGGCUCGGCCUUGAACGUGCUAAGCUUUCUCGGCUGCUCGCUCAGCUCCCUACUGUCCCCUCUGGGUCUGCUUCCCGAGAGAACCUUGAGGAUGAAAUAAGCGCCGUUGAGGAGAAGAUUGGAUUGAUGGCUGACCUUUUGCGCCCCGUUCGCCACGGUGCCGCCUCCAAGAUCGACGGGUUAACCGACGGAGAUACCGGAUUUUGGAUACCUCGGGCUUACGGAAUUCUUGGAAAGGAUGCCUCCAUGGUGACCUUUUGGAAAGAGUGGCUCAAAGCCGUCACAGUACCCAUGAUGGACGGCGCUAUCUUGAGGGUUCCUCCGACUUCUCCCAGGGUAGGCAGAUGGCAGCCCCUCGAGAGAUACGUGGUAAACCUGUGCAUGGAGGCCUUCAGCCCCAUAUCUUCCAAAACACAGGUGGAACUCUCAAUCCGCGAGUUGCGGCUCUUUGCUAGAAAGGAGGCUCUUAACGAACUCCCCGGAUCUCGAAAUACUGAUUUAUACCCCCUAUUCCGCGCUCUCUCAGUCUCAAACAUUAUCAUAUUAUUCGAGUAUGCUCUCGCCGAAUCGAGAAUAAUAUUCCUAUCAUCCUACAUCUCUAUGUUAAAUCUCGCAAGUAAAGCACUGAUAGAACUCCUAUUCCCUUUCCAGUGGACUGGCGUUUUUAUACCCAUUCUUCCGGCUCGGCUUAUCCAAGCUAUCGAAGCACCCUGCCCUUAUAUCGUCGGCAUCGAAAGACGAUAUGAAAAUAUCGAAUUUCCUGCAGACGACUUUGUUCUCGUUGAUCUCGACCAGGAUCUCAUCGAAAGCACAUCUCGUCCUACUCCUCUCCCUCGCCAUCAACGCCGAAAACUCCAAUCCUUGCUGCAAGCUGCUGCUCCUCUUCACCAUCGCUACGGUGUCAGUGCUGGGCCACCUGCAUAUGCCAUGGAGACCUUCCCGUACGAUUGUGUCCCCGCAGAGAUCCCAUCAAUAUACUCUCCAAAGGCGCCAUCUACAAACUUACCGAAAUUCGUUGCUUUAAACUCUGCAUCUUUUGGACAGCAAUCAUCCGUUAACCCUGCUCCUAUCUACAAUACCUUCCUGUGCUCUAAAGGCGACGCUUCCCUUUCAAGAGGCAAUGAGCGGCCCUCUACCAGCUCUACCUCAAAGAACAGUAACCCGUCCUCACCCAGAACCGCCUCGCCAACCUCUAUUAAAUUCCCGCACCCAUCUACUCCAAUCUCUCGGAACGAUUCCGGGUUUGCAUUGCAGGCAUCCCUUCGUGAAAAGCGAUCGGGCCACUUUGACCAGGCUUCCCGCAGGAGUUCGUCACUAGCCAUCGAUCGACGACAGAUACCCAGGAGGCCCAGCGUUCCUUUCCUCGGUCAUUCCUCAAAUCUCUCGGUAACUACAUUAAAUACGGAUGCGGGAACUUCCGUAUAUGCACCGUCGAUAUAUGCACAAUCCACAAUCGCUGCCUCAACAAUAAUGCCUCAACAUUUCCAACCUAUACGGAGCCCAGCUGGAUCCACCAUGAUAGAAGGUCAUUGUUUGCAAUUAUUGCGGCCUGUGGAUGAAAGAUCGACAUGUGACAUUUGUGAUGAAAGAGCAGACGAGGCAACCUAUAGGUGCACCGGUUGCACAACCAUUGUACACCACCGCUGUGCUGGACAGAUUUGUCUGGUGUGCCCUGUUGCAUUCCAUCCAGAUCAGAUCCGUGCUGCCUUCGUACGAUGCUUUGCGAGUUUACUGUAUACCUACAAGAAAUUCCUCCGACCUGCCACUGGAGACAAGAAGAAGAACGGCCUCACUUAUGAUUUCCAAAUGGAAGCUUUCCUCAAGAGUUUACCACACGAACAUGCAGCGUACAUGACGGUCCUGCAGCAAACUCAAGGCAUGUAUCAAGUCAAACCUAAGAGAGUUUGGGCGUUAUUACUAAUUUCCCUGUAG
Trichophyton benhamiae CBS 112371 is the source of this 2997-nucleotide messenger RNA. RefSeq lists its product as uncharacterized. The record is from RefSeq and is a predicted model, not a curated record. Gene Ontology annotation, biological process: regulation of Rab protein signal transduction. Bases 1 to 2997 code for a protein of 998 amino acids. The transcript has 4 exons. Gene Ontology annotation, cellular component: cytoplasmic vesicle. NCBI's taxonomy places the organism in Eukaryota, Fungi, Ascomycota, Eurotiomycetes, Onygenales, Arthrodermataceae.